This is a messenger RNA of Colletotrichum karsti, 1560 nucleotides long. RefSeq lists its product as uncharacterized. The record is from RefSeq and is a predicted model, not a curated record. NCBI's taxonomy places the organism in Eukaryota, Fungi, Ascomycota, Sordariomycetes, Glomerellales, Glomerellaceae. The transcript has a single exon. The coding region runs from base 1 to 1560 and encodes 519 amino acids.
AUGAACGAAGACUAUGAGUUUCGUCGCCGCUUCGGCUCAAAUGCGCCGAGAAUGAAUAGUUCCAAACAUGGAUAUGAUUGCUCAACUGAGCGAAGCUAUGUGAGAUCGCACUCAAAUGAGUCCAGAGCUAACAGUUAUCGCCAAGGAAAUGGCCGCUCGAUUGAGCAGGGCUACGCCGGAUCGCGCUCCGUCGCGUCGAUAACGAGCCAGUCAAACGACGGAAAUGGCUUCACCAACGAGCAGAGCCACUCCAGGUCACGCUCCAACGCGCCCAGAGUCAGUCACUCUUACAACGGACAUGGCCGCUCAAACGAACAGAGCCACGUCGAUGAGCGCUCAAACGAGCCCAUAAAGCGCGGCAACGGACAUCAGCCAAACGAGCAGAUGCCUCAUGGUACGCCUCAAGCGACGGUCUCUUCUGUCGAGACCACACUUCAAAACUUCAACAUGGAACAGCGUGUGGCCGACUACUUCGGUGAAAGACAUCGUGUGAAGGCGGAUUUCCUGCGAUCGUUGGAUACAAUGUCGAGCUAUCCGUUUAUCAGACUCAGGGUGGAAUUUCUCCAUCACCACCAAGUCCCCGAUGAUUGCCCCCCAAACAAUUCGUCGACUGGCCUCGGGACUCAGUCUCAUGCACGAGAUGGUUGUGGAAGCCAGACGGCAGGCCAGACUUUGAGCGCGAGCGAAACGGAGAGACGUGAGAGCCCGCUCAGAUUGGAAAGAUACGACGACGACGGGAGUCAGUGGUCUGAUUCGGGUUCCGAACGCAGAGCCGACACGAGGCCCAGGUCGCAGAGUCCCGGCACGCUGCCCGCUGCGCCGCCUCGACCUUCAGCACAGUCAUCGCGGCCCACGUACAAUUCACGCCCAACUGGAAAACACGGAAGGAGGUCCGACAGAUGGCGAUGGGAAAGUCGAGACAAGCCCCCUUACAAUCAGAAGGUGUACAUGACUCCGCAACGGCGGAAGAGCUUCGAGACGAAGGGCGACGAGGCAUUCCACUCCAGGUUCCAUCCGCGGAAUGUCUGUGGUCAAUGUGGCCACAGAGGACACUUAUUGUGCGACUGCGCAAUGCCCGACGACGACGGAUGGAUCAUGGGAUGUCCGUAUUGCAACACAAAACUUCACUUUUGGGACUCGUGCUCCCGCAAGUCUCGGCUGACGAAAGCCCAGAGACACGAGCUCGAGUACAAGCGUCGAUGGAGGAAGCCCCCUCUUCGGUCCAACAUCCCCUUGGUUCAGAGGUUGGUGGAGUACGGUGAGCAAAUGCUGCCUGUCAACGGAUGCAGACCCAUUGUCUGGAGUAAAGCGUUCACCCGAAAGCUUCUCGACCUUCCGCAGGCCAACUGGCCGUGGCGCCAACACAUCUACAAAGAUGGCGACUGGGUUCAUCUUCCGCCGGAUUACCGACUGGAUGCAAUGUCCACAGUAGAAAUACUGGAGGACGAGGAGCUUUGGCAAGAAGUCAGCCAGCCCAGCAAUGAGAGCAGACGAGUCACGUAUCGGCGAACAAAGGAAAUUGACGAAAAGCUCGCGCAGGCAACUCGGACGAGCAGAUAG